Messenger RNA from Phytophthora sojae, 1332 nucleotides. RefSeq lists its product as hypothetical. Gene Ontology annotation, cellular component: nucleus; pre-snoRNP complex. Bases 1 to 1332 code for a protein of 443 amino acids. The record is from RefSeq and is a predicted model, not a curated record. The transcript has 3 exons. Gene Ontology annotation, biological process: box C/D snoRNP assembly; maturation of LSU-rRNA from tricistronic rRNA transcript (SSU-rRNA, 5.8S rRNA, LSU-rRNA); snoRNA localization. Lineage: Eukaryota; Oomycota; Peronosporomycetes; Peronosporales; Peronosporaceae.
AUGGGAUGGACGUCAGCCCAAGCUCACUUCAUCAAUCCGCAGGCCGAGGCGAUGGUGGACGCAGGCAGCAAGCGCGCGCUGGACGACGCCGAGCCGCAGACCGACGCGGCAACAGCUGCAGCGGCGGACCAGGCGCCCGUGUGCGUCGGCUGCGGCAAGAGCGACGUCAAGUACCGCUGUCCGCGCUGCGAGCGCAUCACGUGCUCGCUGCAGUGCUGCGUGGGCCACAAGAACCAGGCGAGUGCAAAUGCUGCUGCUGUCGGUGGUGGUGGGUGUAUGUAUGUGUAUUUGCUGACGCUGUGUAUGUGGAUUCGGCUUGCUGGACGACAGUUCGACUGCAAUGGCAAGCGCGACCGCACCAAGUAUGUGGCGCUCAAGAAGUUCACGGACGCAGAUCUCUCCAGUGACUUCUUCUUCCUGGAGGAGGUUUUUCGCUCGACGAACAGCGCCGCGCGGUCUCGAAGCACGCUGAACGCCAACGCGCGGUGCUACACGAGCAACAAGAAGCGCAAAGUGGCGGCUACACAGAGCAACGCAGGAGGGCCAUCGGGCUCUAUCAACCCCGAUAUUCCUGCUGACUGGUUAGCGCGCUUCCCCAUUGCCGUGCAGCUCUUUGCUGAGCACUCGGCCAAGCGCGGCGUUGCGUUGACACUGCUCGCCCCGGGCAUGAGCAAGCGGGCCCGCAACUCAUCCUACAUGGACAUGAAGAAGAACACUCUUUACUGGCGAGUCGAAUGGACGUUCCCGAGUGCUGAAGUGCCAGUGAGUCAUUCGGAGGAGCGCGCAAGUGAAAAGGACACGCUCUUCGCCAUGCUCAGCAAAUACUUUACCCCCUGUCAGGAAAAUGUUGCUAUCCGCGGGAAGCUGAAAAAAUAUGCCGUGGUCGACUGGGAGAAGCAUAUAUUGCUGCUCCUUCGGAAAGAGUUCACCCCAGCAUCCCAGCCGCAGUACUACCGCUUGGACGGCAACCAAUGCCUCGAGAGCAACUUGAAGCGGAAGGCCGUGAUCGAGUUUCCUGUGAUCACGGUUGCACUGGCUGCCGACGCCGACCAGUACCCCGUUGCGCACGAUGCGAUCGAGACGAUCUCGUCGGAGGUAGCUGCAGUUGAGUCGUCAUUGCCAGCGUCCGAACCGUCCGAGCCUGAACCGAUGGAGGUGGAAGAAGAGGAGUCAUCCAGCGGCGACGAUACGUCCUCAGAGCUGCUGACGGGCGAAGGCAUGGGCGCCACAGCCAAGCUCUUCUCCAUCUCGGAAGAGGAACUCGACCCAGUUCAGGCCCCAGCGCAGCCGAAAAGCGUGCUGAUCGAGGAGCUCGAAGUCACCGCCCACUAG